UAUCGAUCACAAAUACUUACUUCCGCUCAGUCAACCCCACUUUUCGGUUCACUUCCCCGCAUGACGAGCUGCAGAAUAUUUCACCACUGCCUCGCUCCUGGCCCCGCCCCGCCAAGACCACGUUCCUCAUAGCCUCAUUUAGAAAGGGCUUUACUAAAUUGAGCGCAGAUGGCUGCGUUCACUCUUCCGCCAACAUGAGCUCUGCUCCCUCUACCCUCUCGUUCGACCUCCAGCGCCAUCUCUAUGCCUCUUUUCUCGCUCAGCAGACUUCAGAUGUUACACUCAGAGUACGAGGAAGCUGGAGCGCGAUAUACAAGCUUCAUCGGGUGAUACUGAUUCAAGCGGAAUUCUUCAAGUCCCUGUUCACCUCCGGGUUUGUCGAGUCCAAAUCGCGAAGCUUUCGGAAAACUGAUCGAACGGAAUGGAUUGACAUCGUUUUCGACGAUCCUAACAUCACACGCGCAACAUUCGAAAUAUGUAUAGCUCGGUUAUAUGGCGGCGGUCCACAACUCUACAUUCCACCAUCCCUAAUCCCAACACCAACUCACCCACUUACGCCUUCUCCGCCCUUUUACAAUUCUUCCGACCUCGACGCACCGAACCUCCAAUAUGCAUGCCCGCCGGACUAUCAUCCAGCGUCACCGCGGUUCCUCCUCUCUCUACUUGCGACAUCCGCCUUUUUGUCAAUACCGCGAGUCGCUUCGCAAGCACUUACGUCCAUAUUGAGUACCGUCGGUCCACGAACCGUCAUGCGUUAUCUGAACUUCGCUCUUGGACAUGGAAUAGGGGAACCUGAUCCGGAGGUAGACUAUGAGGAUCCUGUAGCUGCUGUCGGGCUGGAGAGUGUGGCGGAGUUGAUCGAGGAAGAGGGGGAGGGUAUAGUGGAAGGCUAUGUUCUAACACCCGAUAAGGAUGAACAAAUAGCGGAGAAGCUUGACGAAAUGCACCUGGACGAGACAACAAAACACUGCGGCUCUCCAGACGCGACCUCCUUCAUGGAGCGAUCCCAUUCUAGCUCUUCAGGCGAUACCUCUGGUUCCAAUACCCCAUCCCGAGAGUUCCACUACGGCGGCCUGUCUGACAAAGUUGGAGAAGCAGCCAUGUGUUGGCUUACACGCUGGGCUGCAGAUAUAUGUCGAUAUGAGGAUCAGGAGGACUCACGCACUAAUGAUACCACCCCGGAUAUAUACCCCGCUACUCAGUUAUUUUCCAGCUCUACAACUCGGAAACGUGCUGCGACUAUACCCUCUGGAACUGCAACAGACGCUGAAUUUGCUCAUCCGAGUAAAAUGUUACUGUCGUUGGAUGGUGGUGUCAGCGUACCUAGUAUAUGGAGACGUGGAGGUCUCACUGCGGAUUGGGUUAGACGGGUGUUGUCAUCCGAUGCUCUAUUCGUGACUGGCGAGAAGGAGAGAUAUGAUCUUUGUCGAACUAUCGUCGACAUGCGUCGAAGGGAAGGGAUCGAGCCGGCAGAGGAAGCUCAGUGGGAGGCUCUAUUCGAACGAGGAAUAUACUACUCCACAAUGAUUCUUGAGCAGCUCAUGAGCAUCGCACAAGACAUCUCUCCGGUCACUGGCCAACCAUACGUCCCACUCCAGGUCCUUCAAUCCGCGCAUUGGGAAUUUUCCUUACUUCAGCAUCAUAUAACCAGCCGACCUGGAUCAUCUCCUACCUCACCCACAAAGCAGCGUGGUAAGGAGCUAGAAAUAGCCGUUCGCACCCUUGACCUCAUGACCUCCCCGUCACAUCUUUUGACAAACGAAGAGAAACGAUAUCAUCCGGUCCCCGGGGACUCUUCAACCCGUAUAGGCGAUAGUACAGGACUUGAAGGAGCCUCUAUGGAUCAAUUAUUUGAUUCGUCAGGAUCAAGACCGUUGAAUGGGAGUGGUUCCAGAACAGUUAAUCAACGUAACUCUCAAAGUAACUGGUUCGGCCUCGAACAGCAAGCGUAUUCUGCAUCAGAUUGCGCACGACACGACUCUCAAGGCAAAAUACGUUGGUCACCUUACCCACCCCUCCGCUUUGGCGUAGAGUUCUGGGACGUUGAUUCGCUAAAGGAGAAGAGCCGAUUACAUUCACAUACGGUUUGGUAUGCUGGAAGUCUAUGGAACGUCUAUGUUCAAGUCGUCCGCAAGAAGACAGUCCAGCUGGGCGUCUACCUACAUAGACAAUCGAGUGUGGACCCUAUACCCCCUUCUUCUGCACCACUAACAUUCCCACUCAACCGGCUUUCCAACAUGCGCUCAAUGCAAGACAUGUCUUCGCAAAACCAAACCACGACGCCCUCCCGCAGCUCCACUCCGCAUGCAACCUCAUCCUCCACCUCAUCUUCAACAACCCCAAAUGGUCGACCUUCUUCCCUCCCGUCAUCCUACUCCUCAUCCUCCCUCCAUGGCAGCCAACCUUCCAAACCUAACACAGUCCCUGCGACCGCUCAACCCAUAAUCCCCCUUCAACCCUAUCGGGACCCUCGCCCCAAGGUCGGUGCGUACUUUGCCAUUAGUUGUGCGAGUGCGACGGGAGGGAGUUUGACACGGUUUACGAGUGCGCCGGAUGAGUUUAGUGUGAGUCAGAGUUGGGGGUGGAAGAGUAGUUCAUUGAGGACAGAGGAAUUUUUGGAGGUGAUGGGAGAUGGUAUGAUAAAACCAGGUGUGAGUGCAAUGGGGAAGGAGGUUAGUUUGAGGGCUACUGUUAUUGUGGGGUUGGUUUAGAGGUGGAUACCUGGAGGUGCUCAUCUGUAAUAUAAUGCUCUUUAGGAUUUUGCUUGAUUUUGUAGCUUACUUUUACUCAACUAAUUUGUUUUUUGCUUCACUUCAUUCAUAUCUUUUGAGGCUCUGAGCUUUCAGAAGAGUUUGUGGUUGUAAUUGAAAUAUCAAGCAUGUACCUAUGACUAUCAAUAGUGAACUAUCUGUCUGCCAUAAACAAACUCUUCCAGGACUC
Molecule: messenger RNA, 2940 nt
Organism: Somion occarium
Lineage: Eukaryota; Fungi; Basidiomycota; Agaricomycetes; Polyporales; Cerrenaceae
Source: the annotation of a GenBank genome assembly